GCUGCAUAAGCGCCAUCUUUUAGUGGCCACCACCACAACCACCCACCAUCAUUGCCCGCAGAGGCCACCCAUGGCAAACAAAGAAGCGGCGACAACAUAAGCAAAUAAUCACAUUAAACAAGUUGAGGCAGUGCCAAAGCAAACAACAUUGUUAGAGACGCGCGCGAGGGCUAAAGCCAACGUUGAAGAAAGCAGACAGACUGGCCGACUGUCUAACUGGCCCUGUCAAAUGGCAACUGGAACUGCGGGACUUGGGAGCGCGCUAUCGUUCUUCCGUUGAUAAAUUAAGUUGUGAAUACGAAAAAACAUAAUAUGAAAUAAUAAACAUAAUAAGAAGAAAGGAAUAAAAGGAAUACAGAGUGGAUAUACAAUGGAAAAGAAACAUCGGCCAACGAAUUUGAUUUAGAAAACAACCGAAGAACAAAAAAAAAGAAAAAGAAUGGAACAAUAAAAAACCAAACGCCAAAAAUUGUAACGAGGUGCAUCUAACCAGCUCCAAUUGUGCUCUCGAGCGAACAAAGGGGCAAGGAACGAGGGGGAAGAAAGAAAGAAAGUGUGUCUGUGUGUGGCAAAGUGGAGUGGAACGUGAAUGACAGAUAGGAUUAGGCGCCGCAGCAAGCAAUCGAAUAAACAGCAAUUAAAGUGCAACCGGAUGCACGAGCGGAUGUGCAAGCGAAUCUGCCAAAUUGAAGAGCGUGCCAAGUUUAUGUGACCACAGAGGCAGGCGAGUGGCUUAGCCGAGCCCAAGACACAAACCCAACCUCAAACCCAAACCCAUAUCCCGACACGAACUCAAACUCAAACGCCAACGCCAACGGCGACAGUGAAUAAUUUCCUGCUCUUCAUAUUCAGCAAACAGCCAACAAUUCAAGGAGCCAAGAAGCCAAAGAGCCAAGAAGCCGCUGAUUGCAACAAUAGAGUGAAAGGGAAGGAAGGAAGGGCGAUAGGGUAGACGGCUGACAGUCAGCGGGGAGCACUUGACACGCGGAGUUAACAUCAACAUCACAACACACACACUCGACUCCACCAAGUAGAGACCAUCGGCCUGUCGCGGUCUCGUUUCCGUUCCACGUUCCAGACCCGAUCCCAUUCCAGUCAGUCAAGACGCAUCCAACCAUCCGGAGGCUUUGUUCGAGUAGCAGCUCCAGACGCGCCGCAGCCCCAUUGUGUUUUUUUUUUAUUUUAUCAUUUUUUUAACUUGAAGGUUGCUGCUUCUGGUGCUUGACUUCAUCUCUUUUCUGUUUUUUUUUUUUAUUUUUUUUAAUUUUUUGUUUCUGGUUUGCUCCAUUUUUUGGGGGGAACCUUGGCUGAAUGUUGUGUCAGUGGCAGCAGCAGUGGCAGCAGCGGACGCCGCACGGGAUAAAGAUUCACCUGAAUCAUGGUUAUCUGCAAUCCCACUAAACAGAGACGGCUUUCAUCUACCCUUACCCCAUUCCUGAUCCCACUUCCGUUCACCUCACCUGUCGCUGCCCUGGCCCCACUAGGUAGUCUGCUGAAAUGUCUGUGUGUUGUGGGACUCCUGCUGAUAGGAGGAGGACUCAGUCCCGCCAGCGCCGAUUGGCUAAUGGAUUGCGGCAAUUGUCACUGCAAAUGGAAUUCCGGCAAAAAGACGGCCGAUUGCAGGAAUCUAAGUCUGAGCGGUGUACCAGAGAAUCUCAGCUCCGAGCUGCAAGUACUGGAUCUAUCGCACAAUCGUAUACCCUAUCUCGAGCAGAAUGCCUUCCUGGCCGCCGAAUUGCAGAAUCUGCACAAGCUCUUCAUAAGGAACAGCUCGCUGCAACAGAUCAAUCCGCGCAGUUUCACCCAGCUGGAGAUAUUAAUCGAAUUGGACUUGUCCAACAAUUUGCUAAGGGAACUGCAGCCGAACGUCUUUGUCCGACUGAUCAAGGUACGGGCCCUAGUGCUCAAUGGCAAUCUGCUGCAAUCGCUCAAUGGCGGCGUCUUCCACAAUCUGAAAUAUUUGCACAAGAUCGAGUUGAAACACAAUCGUCUGAUGCGCAUCGAUGCCCAGGCGUUUGUGGGUGUGCCGCUUCUGUCGCAGAUCUAUCUGGAUGGGAAUCAAUUGAAUGUGCUGCGCAAGGAGAGUUUCGAGUCGUUGAAACGUCUGACGGCCCUGUCCCUAGACCAGAAUCCCUGGAAUUGCACCUGCGAACUGCAGCUCUUUCGAGACUUUGUCCUCAAACAGAAUCUCUACACGCCACCAACCGCCUGCUAUUAUCCGGUGCAGUUGCGCAGCAUGCUCUGGAUAGAGGACCAGCCUCAGGCAUUUGCCUGCAAGCCGCGUAUAAUUUACCCGGCCCGCGGAGCCUCCAUCAACACCUCCAAAGAAAAUGUGACCCUGGUGUGCCGCGUCCAUGGCUCGCCGAACACGGUGAUUGCAUGGGACUACAACAAGCAACUCUACAGAUCGGAGAGCGCUUUACAACACCACCAUCAUCAGCAGCAGCAACAGCAGCAACAGCAGCAGCAGCAUCAGCGUGUCCACAUUCAGAUGGUACGCGAAGAGCAGUCCAAGGAUCAUCAGCAGUUUGGGCGAGAUGUAUUCAUCUCGCGUCUCACUAUUUUGGGGGCCGAAAAGAGCGACGAGGGCAUCUACACAUGCUUGGCAGAGAAUGCCGGCGGCAAGGAUGCCGUCCAAAUGAGCCUGCUGGUCCAAAAGCCUGGCCAAAGGGAUCUGUUGCUGCACAGCAAUCUCUUUGUCGUCAUCUGUCUGAUGGCCUUGGGCCUGCUCAGCGUUUCGGUGCUGCUCUCCAUGGUCACUUGCUGCAUUUACAGGCGUUUUAAGCAGCUUCAUCCUAGCCAGCAUGCCCAUUUGCGUCAGUUGAAUCUAUCGCCCCAACAACUAGCUGGCACCGGGGCAAAUAAUCCUGGAGGCAAUGGUGGUAUUGGUGUUGGUGUUGGCGGUGUUGCAGCUCCUCCUCAUGUUACCGGCGGGACAGAAGUUCUCCUCGAUUCGGUGAGUGCCGUAGAAAAUACAUCGCUCAGCAAUUUUAAGCAUCACAAGCCAUCGGAUCGCGAACGACCCGAUGGUGAGAUGACGGGACAAGAUAGCAAGUAUGUGGACGUGAUUAUGGGUGGCACUCAUCAUCAUCACCUGUCGCGCCAAUCACCUUCACCGCAUUCCGUGGUUGGUUAUCUGGAGGGUCAGGCCAUGGGCGCCGAAUCCGAGGGUCCAUCAAUGCGAUUGCAAAGAGAUCGCACUCGGGAUGGUUCGCUGCGUGGCGAUAGUCAGGAUGUCAGUCGUGGCACCCACUUUUUGGAGCAAAAGUCUGAAGAUAAGCUCAAUGCAAAGUUCAUGCAAACCGAAGUUAGCCGCAGCAGCACUAGAUCCUUCAGUCGCAGCGACUCCUCAGCCGGAGGACGCCACACAUCGAUUUUGGCCACAGGCAGUGAGUACAGGCCGGAUCUAUUGCCCACAUGUAAGAGUCAGCGGGGCAGCGGUGAGGAUUUGCCAUCGACAAUUGGUCACAAUCCGCGCAGCAAAUACAACAUUAAUGUCCAGGAAUAUCUACAGACCAAAUACGGUAGUGUCCGGACUGCGGCAAGUAGCAGCAACAACAAUAACAAUAGCAACAACAAACAACAUCAGCAACAGCACUCAAUUAAUGGCAACGAGGAGCAAGCGAUGGCAUAUCACACCAAACGUGAGGCCGCACCUAGCAUACCACUUGUCUCGUCCACAUCGUUAACACUGGCUGAGACCCAAGCCCGUAAUCUACAACGGCACUGCAAGUCCCUGCCCAUGGCCAUGCCCAAUUUGCGGAGCCAACCCACCGACAACAAUGCCGCAAGCUACGAAUAUCGUCAACCACCGCCGCCGCCCUACAGCAGUGUGAUUGCUCGAUCGGCGGCUAAUGCGACAACCAGCACGGCCACACUUCCAUCACCCUCUCCAUCGCCAUCUUCGCCAUCGCCAUCCAUGUGCCAGCUAACCCCACGAGGCGGUAAUCCAUCGGCUACAGCAGCGGCUGCUGUGCGCAAGCAACUUCUCUGACAGCUCGUCACGAGGACGAGGAAUAUGUGACCAGAGGAUGAACAGUAGAACGAUUCCCGAUCAGCGUCUACGUCGGAGUGGACAAUAAAUUGUGCAUUGCAGUGGCAAUGUGUCUUCUACGUAGCAUGUGUAUAUACCUAAUGUACAACUAAGAUUUCGUUUUUGUUUUAGUUAAUAAUAUAUACAAUACAUAUAUAUAUAAAUACUUUGUUUUUUUUUUUUUUUUUGUGUAGUCUUACUUAGUGCAUAUAAACUUAAGUGCUUCAUCUUAUAUACUUCCAUAAAAUGGUAAUAAAUGGUAGCUGGGUCAUGAAGCAU
Molecule: messenger RNA, 4312 nt
Organism: Drosophila willistoni
Lineage: Eukaryota; Metazoa; Arthropoda; Insecta; Diptera; Drosophilidae
Exons: 4
Coding region: 1379-3994 (871 amino acids)
Molecular function (GO): protein binding
Source: RefSeq, a predicted model, not a curated record